Molecule: messenger RNA, 5256 nt
Organism: Dictyostelium discoideum AX4
Lineage: Eukaryota; Evosea; Eumycetozoa; Dictyosteliales; Dictyosteliaceae
Exons: 2
Coding region: 1-5256 (1751 amino acids)
Molecular function (GO): GTPase activator activity
Source: RefSeq, a predicted model, not a curated record
AUGAGUAGUAAUAGUUUUUCAUCAUCAUCAUCUUCAUCAUCAUUUAAACAUAAAACUCCAAUCCGAUCAAGAACAGAAUCAUUUCCAAAUCCUUCAUCAUCAUCCUCAAUAUUAAAGAUUAAUUUAUUUGAUACUGUUACAGGAUAUCUAGAAGAUGAUAAAUCAAUUUUGGAUCAAAUAGAGAAUACUAUAAAUGGUUGUGAUUCAACAACAACAACCUACCAUCACCAUAAUCAUACACUUCCACCUCUAAUCAUAAAAUCACCAGAUCUAAAUAAUAACAAUAGUAGUAGUAGUAAUAAUAAUAAUAUAAAUGAAAAUGAUGAAAGUGGUUGUAUAAAUAAAAUUAAAAUUAGUGAUAAUGGUGAACUUUCAAAAAAGAGUACAAAAAUUACAUUUAAAGAAGAUAAUGAUUUCGAUUUUAAAACAAUUGAAGUUUUAGAGAAUUUAAUGACAGAUUUUGGUAAAACUUCAUUAACUAGUAGUAAUAAUAGUAGUUGUAAUAGUAGUAAACAUAAUAGUAGUUUAAAUUUAUCAACACCCAACACAACAACCAAUACAACAACCAAUACAUCAACAGCAACAUCAACGGCACUGAAAAAAUCACAGCAAGCAAUAAUAAAUGAUUCAAGUGAUAUAAAUUCAUUAAUUAAUGAUAUUGAUUCUUAUUUAGUUGAUAUUCAAGAUGAAUUAAAGAAACCUACAACUGGAAUUGAAAAUGAGAAAUUAUUAAUAUCACCAUUAAUAUCAGAACAAGAACAAGAAGAACAACAACAACAACAACAACAAGAAAUAUUAUUAUCAACUAUUGAUGAUUUAGUUUCAUCUCAUAAAAAUGUUGAUUUGCCACAAGAUAUCUUGGAUAUUAUGUCAUUUUCACCACCAAAAUCAACACCAUCUUCAUCUUUUAAAAUACCUCAAUCAACUUCAAUGACUGCUAUAGCUACUGACCCCGCUGUUGUAUCACCUAAAAAAACAAGUUCUUCUUUCAUUUCACCAUCUUCUUCUUCAAUCCAUAAAGAUGACGAUGAUGAUAAUAAUAAUAAUAACAAUAAUAAUAAUUAUAUUAACGAUAUCGAUAAAAAAUCAGUUGAACUUCCACCUGAAAAAGUAACACCAGGAGAUUUACAACAAUCUAUUGAUUCAUUAGAAAUAUCACUUCAAUUAUUACAAAAGCCACUUGAAAAAUUACAACAACAACCACAACAACAACAACCACAACCACAACCACAACCACAACCACAACCACAACCACAACCACAACCACAACCACAACCACAACCACAACCACAACCACAACCACAACCACAACCACAACCACAACCACAACCACAACAACAACCACAACAACAACCACAACAACCGCAACAACAACAAGAACAACCGCAACAACAACAACAACAACAACAACAACAACAACAACAACAACAACAACAACAACAACAACAACAACAACAACAACAACAACAACAGCCACAACAACAACAACAACCACAACAAAAUAAUUAUUUGUCAAUAAAAAUUGUUAAUAAUCCAUCGUUAUCAUCAUUUUCAACUUUUGGUAAACUUACACCAAAACAAACACUUGAGAGAAAUGAUGUUGGAGAAAAAAAUAAUACAAAUGAAGUUUUGGAUACUAAUUUUAUUAAAAAUUCUUUAAAUUCAACACAAACUGGUGUAUUGUUGGCACCAUCUUUCAAAGCUACAAUGUCAGAUUUUGGAAAUAAUAGAGUUGUUUCAAAAGAUACAGAAACCGAUGAAAUAAAAGAUGUUGUUGAAGCAAAUAGUAAAAAGGAAGAAUCUACCUCACAAGUUGUUCAAAUUGAAUUGGCUGCUAAUAAUAAUAAUAAUGAUAAUAACAAUAAUACUAAAAGUGAUAAUGAAAAUCAAAUUGAAGAAAGUCAAACAAAUUUACAACCAUUCAAUGACGAUAAUGAUGAUAAUAAAGGUGGCCAUGAUAAUCAAUUAAAAUCGUCAAAUGGUUCAUCUUUUAGUAAAACUGAGCUUUCAACAUUAAUUGAAACCAUUGAAUCAUUACCAACAAUACCACAAACUGUAACAAUACAACACACUAAAACAACAUCAUCAUCACCAAAACAACAACAAUUAGGUUCACAACUUUCAAUUAACACCUUAAAAUCAAUAUCUCCACCAGUUCCCCCAAGAACCUAUCUUCAACAACCACAACAACCACAACAACAGCAAACUAAACCAAUAACAAUUUCUCCAAUAAACACCAAUAGCAUUAAUAAUAAUAAUAAUAAUGGUUGUAGUGGUGAGCAACAACAACAACCAAAUUCACCAAAAUGGGUAUAUGGUAGUUCAAGACAUAGAUUAAAUGGAUCAGGUUCAUCAUCGGUUAAUAGUGAUACAUUAACAGAUUCUAGUGAUUCUUAUUCAAGUGGAAUUAGUAGUUCACCAUCAUCAUCAUCAUCAUCUUCUUCUUCUACCAUUUCAACAACUAAUAAUGAAAAACCAGUAAAUGGUAAAAUUAAAUUAAGAAAUCAUAUUUGGAGAAGAUCAAAUAUGGGUGAUAAUAAUUUAACAUCAAGUGGUAAUCAUCCAAGAUCUUCAACUGAUCCAUCUUCAUAUAUUUUUGGUACAAAUACUAUUGUUUCAUUAGAUUCAAAUAAUAAUAAUAAUAAUAAUAAUAAUAAUGGUUCAAAUAACCAAUCACCACCAGAUUCAAUAACAAAUUCAUCAAGUGUAAAACAUAGGUCAACCUUUCCAGGUUCCUUACCUGAUAUUAAUUCAAUUACAAAUACUAGUUGUGGAAUAGCACAAAAUAUAUCAUCAGCACAACAACAACAACAGCAACAACAAAGAAAAAAUAGUAUUCAAAGACAAUUUUCACAUAUUAUAUCGGCACCAAUUUUAACAUCAACCAUAGUUUUAGGAUCACAACCAACUCCAUCAAAUUCAAUUUUAAUUUUCGAUGAAAAUGGUAUGGAAAAAUCAAUUUUUAAUAUUGAUAAUCCAAAAUCAUUAUUUAGAAGUACAAGUAAUCAUGGUUUUGUUACAAAUAAUACAAAUGCUACAUUAAAGGAAAGAAUUGAUUUAGAAAAUCCUGGAAAAGUUAAAAAAGUUAAAGAAUUAUUAAAAAAUUAUAGAGAGAAAAUCAUUACUUUAAUUAAUAAAGUUUAUAAAGAUACUGAAUCAGUAUUGGAUAGUAGAAAACAAUUUUUAAAAAAAUAUGAAAAAAGAAUUAAAGAGUAUAUGGAUAAUCAUCAAUUUGAACUUUCAAAAUUAUAUAGAGAAUAUUAUUGUCAAAAAAUUUUAACAAAAGAAAUGGAAAUUCAAUUAAGUAGUGAAAGAAUUGAAUUUUUAAAAUUAAAAUUAAUUGAUAUUGGUAAUUUAAUUAAACUUUUAGAAGAUUAUUUUUAUGAUGGUACAACUUCUUCAACUGUAAAUUCAUCAUCAUCAUCAUCAUCAUCAUCAUCAUCAUCAUCAUCUUCUUCUUCUUCAACAAAUAGUAAUAAUAAUAAUAAUAAUUGUAAUAUUAAUUCAAGUGGUCAUAUAUCAUUAACAUUUGGUUCACCACCAAUUUCAGGUUUAUUAAAUAGUUAUAAUAAUAAUUCACCAAAUUCUUUACCAUCAUCACAACAAUUAUUAACUCCAACUGCAAUUUCAAUACAAAAGAAAAACAUCAUAGUUUAUUCUUCUUUCUUUUUAAAAACUGAUACAUUAUUAAACAAAAAUAAUUAUAUUUUAAAUACUCGUAAAAGAUUAAAAUACCUUUAUGAAAAUAUUAAAAAGUUUAAAUUGAAUUAUAAAAUUUAUUAUUUAAAUAUUUAUCAAAUGGAGAAUAUGGAAAAGAGAGAAUCAAAAUUAAAGAGUAUGUUAUCACGUGUAAAGAGAAGUAAAGAGAUAACAUUUUUAUUACCAUGGGAUCAAAAUCAAGAUAUUCAAAGUGAAUUCUCUGUGAUGAUGUGGGAUACUAGAUUUAUAGAGGGUAGACAAAUUAGACAAUUAAUUAAUAUCAUAUCUGAAGAUUGUACAAACCAAAGAAAAAUUAAACCAAUUGAUAUUGAAGUAUUUGUUGAAAAGUUUUGUGAACAUUUAAUAUCAAAUUACCAUUUAGUUACAAAACCAUCACCACCACCACAAUCAACUACUUCCACACCAACUCCAAUUAAUUCAUCAUCCUCAAAUUCAUCGUCAUCAUUAUCGUCGUCGUCAUCAUCGUCGUCGUCCACACCAAAUGAUUUCAUUUCAAAUCAUAAUUAUAAUGCAACUAAAAAUGGUUUAACAAAAUCACAAUCUCAAUUAAAUAUUCAAUUACCACCACCACCACCAUUAACCUAUGAAGAAUUAUUAACAAAUUAUCAAACUCAGUAUACUCAAACUUUUGAAGCUUUAUCUCAAUUAUUUAAAAGAAGUUUUUAUUCAGAAAUUUAUCCAUUAUUAAAGAUUAUACUAGCAAAUGAAGUAGACAAUAAUGCAAUUAAAUUUGAUCUAGAUCUUCAAAGAAAAGUUGAACAAUAUAAAGGUCAAACAUUAAAAGAAUUGAAUAUGCUUCCAUCCAAUUUCCCUGAUGAUUAUGAUUGGACAUUCCUUUAUGCAAAUGGUAAAAAUCCAUUUGAAACUUCAAUUUCAAUUUUAAAUGAUUUAGCUUUCCUUACUGCUCCAAUUGAUUUAGUUCAUUGUAUUCAACAAUCUGUUAGCUCAAUCUAUACAACUUGUAAUGAAAUUUUAAAUAAUAUCACCUUUGGUACAAAUUAUCAAAAAGUUUUAGAAAAUUCUUCUUUAUUAAAAUGCACAAGAGGUGGUGGUGGUGGUGGAAAUGGUAGUAAUAGAGAUUUAUUAGAAAAAUCAGAUUCAAAUAAUAAUUCAUCUUCUUCAUUAUCAUAUUCAUCUUCAGAGAAUAAUUUAUCAAAUCAAAUUAAUAAUAAUAAUAAUAUUAACAAUGAUAAUAAUAAUAAUAAUAAUGACACUAAUAUUAAUGAUGGUGGUGGUCAUCAUGAUACAAUUUUAAUUGGAAUUCAAUCACAUCCUCAAUUAAUUCAACAAGUUCAACAAGCUCAAAAAGAACAAGUUAAAAAAGAAAUUAAUCGUACAAUGCCAUCACAUUCAUUAAGUGCUGAUGAUUUAUUCCCAGUUUUUAUUUAUGUUGUAAUGAAUAGUGAUAUUAUUGGUCAUUCUGGUUUACUUUCUGCAAUAAUUGAACAUUUCUCAACUGAAAUGGAAACAAGUGGUGAAUUUGGUUGGUGUUCUGUUUCUUUCCAGGCUGCAAUAUCUCAUCUUAAAAAUUUGUAA